AUGGUUUAUUUAAUACUCGCAGGCUCGCUGUGCGGACUCUCCGACGGCAUUUUCUUAUCAUGGUCAUCGCCGUUCAUAGUCCAAAUUACGCAAGAUAAAGAAAACUACGAUAUCAGCACAGAGGAAGCCUCGUACUUCACCACAAUUCCCUGGAUCGGAUUCAUAAUCGGAUGCCCAGUUUUCGCUUUUCUAGCGGAUAAAAUCGGGCGAAAGAGAACGUACUUUUUCACAGCGCUCCUGCACCUGCUAGCCUAUCUUUUCGCCGCCUUCGCCAGCGACAUCUACUUGUUCUACACGUCCAGGAUAUGCUUUGGUCUGGCCAGCUCCUGUUACUACGCCGUGUUUCCCAUUUACAUCGGGGAAAUCGCCAAUCCCGAGGUCAGAGGCAGGUGGGGCAACGCGGUGGCUUCUUCAAUUUACUUGGGUGGACUUCUCGUGAAUAUAUUAGGUAGCUAUUUAAACGUCAGCUGGACGUCGUACGUUUGUAUACCGUUACCGUUAUUAUUCCUGUUGCUCUUCAACGCCAUGCCGGAAUCUCCCUACUAUUUGGUAAUGAAAGGAUACGAAGACGAAGCAAAGCAGGCGUUGAGGUUCUUCACACGCAAAACCGACGUGGACAACGACUAUUUCAUUCUCAAAAUGGACGUGGAGAGGCAACUGUCUGAAUCAGGGACUUUCCGAGAUCUCUUCACAAUCGAUAGUAAUAGAAGGGCAUUGAUAGCGGGAGUGUUCCUAAGGGUAUCCCAGAUAUCGUCAGGGCUCAUGAUUGUAUUUAUGUUUACCCAAUCGAUCUUCCAGAUAUCCGGCUCUGAGAUCGAUCACGGAUUGUUGUCGAUUAUUUUAAUGGCGGCUAAUUUCGGUUUGAAUUUGUUGGUGUUGGUGUUUAUAGUUCACCGGUUUAGUAGGAAAAAAUUGUUCGUAAUAUCGUCUUCCCAUGCCGGCAUUGUUAUGUUCCUGUUGGAGAACCUUAGGACAGGCGACGUCAGUUUCACAGCCCGGAUGCCGGCCACAAAAACCACAGGAGCUGCGAAGUGA
Phyllotreta striolata is the source of this 1035-nucleotide messenger RNA. The record is from the annotation of a GenBank genome assembly. NCBI's taxonomy places the organism in Eukaryota, Metazoa, Arthropoda, Insecta, Coleoptera, Chrysomelidae.